AUGGAAAAAGGAAUAGCAAUGGCAUUUGCGAUUGAUCUUAGAAGUAUUGCUGGGUAUCCAUUACGUGAUUUGGAGGACUUGGAUGGAAGAUUUUUUAGGGAUGAAACUACAGAGCUGUAUGGAAACAUUACAUUAUUUAAAGAAUUUGAGUGUGUUCGCAAAUCUAAGAUAGGUGCAAUACCAUUAUCUGUAACAAAAACAGAACUGAAAAAAUUGUUUAAAAGAUGUGAACAACGCGGAAAACCGCAAGUUAAAGGAUCGACAAUAGACUGCUCUGUCAUUUUAAAAGAUAUAGUUGAUUUAUCACAAAAAAAUGAAAUCUUUUUAUUAACUUUGUUUUGGAAUUCUUUAAUUAUUAUCUCAGUUUUUCGCAACAAGACUUUACAGAAGCCGAUUAAUGUGUUAGUCUGUAAUUUAUGCCUCGUAGAUUUAUUUAUUGUACUAGUGGGAAUACCGCUGCACGCUUCAAACAAUCGCAUUUUAUUAAAAUUUAAUUGUAACACUUUUGAACCUCUUCUAUCAGCUUUUGUUACAGCCAACGUGUUUACUCUUGUUACUAUAGCUGUAGAAAGAUACGUGGUAGUGUUAAACGGCGUAAAAUCAGUUUUUAAACUUGAUUUAAAAAGAUCAAUCACAGUUUCAGUUCUACUCGAUAUAUCUGCAAUCACAUUUUCUUUGCCUAAAGUUGUUUUUCAGAAAAAAAGUAAUCAUGACUGCUGUAAUUUAAAUUGGCCUUUGCAAAGUGUAAUUCUUUAUGUCUUGUUUUUAUUUUUAAUCCAGUACCUGGGACCAUUUUUGGCAAUGACUUUCUUGUAUUUAAAAAUUUGGUAUAACAUACGUAAAAAAAAUAAAACGUCUAUCAACCUUUUUAAAACAAACCGUAUUUCUAAAAAGAUCAAUAGUAUUUCAUCUAUCAAGGACAUUCAAUUUAAAAGUGAUAGCCGUAAUCAUCUGGCAAUAAAAACCAGACGCAGUGGCUCUCUAGACUCGCUUUACGCCUAUGGAAGUAAUAAUAAUAAAAUAUCCGAUUCUCAAAACUCAUUAAGACGUUCUAAAUCUUCUUCAUUUGUUGCCGAAAGUUCACAUAAAAAUAAAAGUCCUAUUGAACGGUCAUCUUCGUUUACUUCGAUCAAAGCAUUUCACAACCAUUCGCUGAGAGGAUCUAUUCAACGUAUACAUAGAAGCCUAACAUCAGUAAUAGUCGGUGCAGACCUUGAUCAAGCGCAAGUCCUUUUUUCUGUUAUGCGCUAUAAGCAAACAAUGAAAACCUUGAAAGUGUUUUUUCUUCUUUUGUUUGUAUUUAUAGUGUGCCUGCUCCCUUAUCAAAUAAAUAACUUAAUUGAUUUGAGAAGCUGUAAUCGUAGAAACAACUACUUGAGUAUUCUCAUUUACAUCAAUGCAGCAGUAAAUCCGUUAUUGUAUGGUGGCUUAAACUGUCAAUUUCAAAGAGUUUUUAAAAAAUACUUUUCCCAUAAACCAAGCCAAAUUCAGUUAUUGAUUAAAAAAAACAUGUUUCACAAGGAGCCAGAAAGUAUUUACGCUAAAGGAAGCUAUAAAACACGAUAUUUUUUUUGCCUAAAAAUAAAACGUUUCGGAAAGCACAAAACGCGAUGCCCUAUAGAGCGUGCCGAUGCUAGAUCUCUGAAAAUGCAAAGAGAUUCAAUCAGAGAAAGACAAAGCAUUAGCUUCUAUCAAAAUAGAAAAGGAUCAUCAAAGCCACUAACUGAAAAUACUAUCCCUGUUUGUGCACCUAUAAUCAUUAUUACUUGUUACGACGAUGAAAUAGAUACUAAAUUUUAGGUUGCUCCUUAAACAAUUUUUUCGAUACAAUAUAUUUAAGAAGAUUAAAGCGUUAAAACAGUUAACUACAGUCUGCACUUAUUACUCAUGUGCGUAUGUUUAGAAGGCAAUUAAAAGCAAAUUGUUUUUCAACAUAUGUUAAAUAUUUAUUGAAUAUGUGGUACAAACGUACAUUAAUAUUUUAAUUUACAAUCUUUUAAAGUAUUGUUCAAAAUACAAAUUUAUAUAUUUUCCCAGUGGGCACGGGACACAAAAAAGACGUCUUUUGAACGUUUUGGACGUCUUUUGAAUGUUCAUAAAUUGACUUUUUCUGGAUCCUUCCCCAUUGGGUUAUGAAUAACAAUAUGUAUAUUUCUAAAAUUGUUAUAACACCACGCUAUAUA
Molecule: messenger RNA, 2183 nt
Organism: Hydra vulgaris (swiftwater hydra)
Lineage: Eukaryota; Metazoa; Cnidaria; Hydrozoa; Anthoathecata; Hydridae
Product: tyramine receptor Ser-2
Biological process (GO): neuropeptide signaling pathway
Cellular component (GO): plasma membrane
Molecular function (GO): neuropeptide receptor activity
Source: RefSeq, a predicted model, not a curated record